This is a messenger RNA of Saccoglossus kowalevskii, 1469 nucleotides long. RefSeq names its product splicing factor 3B subunit 6-like. Gene Ontology annotation, cellular component: cytoplasm; nucleus. Gene Ontology annotation, molecular function: mRNA binding. Lineage: Eukaryota; Metazoa; Hemichordata; Enteropneusta; Harrimaniidae. The record is from RefSeq and is a predicted model, not a curated record.
ACAUCAUCGUUGCGUAGGAUCUCGCGUCAUUCUCGCGAGAGUGAAACGAGACUACGUUUUUAGUACGAACUCGAUCUCAAGAUGGCGAUGCAAAGGAGACAAAACGUGCGUCUUCCACCAGAAGUGAAUCGCAUACUUUAUGUGCGUAACCUGCCAUACAAAAUAACUGCAGAAGAAAUGUACGAUAUAUUUGGAAAGUAUGGAGCUAUCAGGCAAAUAAGAGUUGGGUACACUCCAGAGACAAAAGGCACAGCAUAUGUUAUUUAUGAAGAUAUUUUUGAUGCAAAAAAUGCCUGUGAUCACUUGUCGGGUUUCAACGUUUGUAACAGAUAUUUGGUAGUACUUUAUUACCAAGCAAACAGAGCUUUCAAGAAAAUGGACCAAACAAAGAAGAAAGAAGAACUCGACAAAUUAAAAUCUAAAUAUGGACUAAACGACAAGAAAUAAACAUUUUAAUUGUAUUUAUUCCAUGGAGCGUAAAGUCUAUGCCUUGACUGUAUUCCCAGAGCUCCUGGAAUAUUUCUUUUGAAGCAGUGAAGUAUUAAAAUCAUUUAUUGAAGUGAAAAAAUACCGUCACUUAAGAAGAAAUGCAUCAUGGGUAUUUUGCAGUCCUGUCAAGUGCUUUCAUAGAAAUUUUAUAUAUGGUUUAGAUUAAAAAAAUUCUGUGUAUUUUUGAUCCAGUGAAUAAUGUAUUGACUGCUGCUAUUUGUAUUGUCGACUGUUUCUACACACCAGAAUGCUUGUUCAAGAUGGCUGCGCUUGCAAAAAAUUGACUGGAUAUUGAUGUAUGCGUUUGAAUUGGAGAGUAAAAUUCAUGUAUAUCAUCUUAAAAGGCGUUUAAUACAUCUAAUUUCUGUUGAUACUAGACCAGCCAAUUAUUCACUCUAAAUUAUUAACUAUGCUUUUGAUGCAUAUUACUUUUUUUUUCCCAUGAAUCACAUUUCUUCUAAUACCAGCAGGUACUAUGUCAUUAACAAUGACUUGUUUUAUGGGGAGAAUACUGAUUACUAUAUAGUAUUGUCGCUUAUUGACUAUUCAGUAGAUUUAAUGGGCGACCAUCACCAAAGUUCAGCUUAAUUUUGUUACUUGUUGAAAUCUGUGAUUGUGAGUGAAUUUCAUGUAUAGUGGCCGAGAGGUGUGUAUGAUAAAUAUUCCAGCCUGAAACCCAUGUUUGUGAUAAAUGUAUUAUGAGAUCAUUGGCAAAUGACAUCGUGUUCUCGGGCACAUACUCAGACAGACUGACUUAUAGUAUAAUACUGUAUUCUACACGAGUUGGUAGUCCCACACUCAAUGUUUAAGGUUCUUCUAUCGAUAAAUGUAUAUUAUAUAUUAAACUCUUGUAUUUGGGGGAGGGAGGUAGACUUGCAUACUGUCUUUUUGUUUGUCUUUUAGUGUUUUUUCAAUAAAAUAUUAUGGAAGUGUAUAAAUGGCGAAAACUGAGAAAUAAAAAUGUUCACACAAAAUUCAAA